This is a messenger RNA of Neoarius graeffei (lesser salmon catfish), 1905 nucleotides long. It is a transcript of the gene dmrt2b, whose product is annotated as doublesex and mab-3 related transcription factor 2b. The record is from RefSeq and is a predicted model, not a curated record. Gene Ontology annotation, molecular function: DNA-binding transcription factor activity, RNA polymerase II-specific; RNA polymerase II cis-regulatory region sequence-specific DNA binding. The transcript is spliced from 3 exons. Gene Ontology annotation, cellular component: nucleus. Gene Ontology annotation, biological process: sex differentiation; regulation of transcription by RNA polymerase II. Bases 252 to 1370 code for a protein of 372 amino acids. NCBI's taxonomy places the organism in Eukaryota, Metazoa, Chordata, Actinopteri, Siluriformes, Ariidae.
GAGGAGAGGAGGAGUUGGGUUUGAGCACCGCGACCCGCUGCGGGUUAAAUACAGAAGAAGAUGAGCUCAAACUUUGGCACUUUGGACCUUCAUUCGUCAUCUUCACGUCCUGAAGCGUCGCCGCGCGCGCACUGAGAAACAUCCACAGCGGCACUCAGGGAGGCAGAUUUUCGAACCUGGACUCUUCUUCAUGUCCCAGUGAGAGGAGAGCUCGGAGCCCGGUUCUUCAUGCUCCGCGUUAUUGCUGUUCAAUGGCCGCUAAACUGGGAACGGACUGUGAGCCGCGACAGCACCCCGAGCUCGAACCCUUGGAGCGACCGGACGCGCAGAGGACGCCGGGAGGGCCCGUGCGCAGCCCGAAAUGCGCGCGCUGUCGGAACCACGGCGUCGUGUCGCGUCUCAAGGGCCACAAGCGCGCGUGCCGCUGGCGUGAGUGCCGAUGCGCGAGCUGCGUCCUGGUGCUGGAGAGGCAGCGCGUGAUGGCCGCACAGGUCGCGCUCCGCAGGCAGCAGGCCGGAGAGAGUAAGAAAACUCCAAGAAGUGCUCCUUUCCUGAGACGCCAAGCCUACCAACGCUACACCAAAACACCUAGCCUCCUGGCUAAGAGUAUACUCGAGGGAUGUCAAUCAUCAUCAUCAUCAUCAUCAUCAUCAGAGGACUGGCAGACGAGACUCCACUAUCCUCCACUUAGUGUUAAGAUGAGGAAAAGGAGAGCUUUUGCUGAUAAAGAGCUGGAGAGUGUGAUGCUGGAGCGAGAGCUCAGACAGAGAGAGAUGGAAGACCUGCGUCGAAUUGUCCUCCUUCAGGCCGCUGUGUCUCCAGGUCCUUCACCUUGCUUCUGUCCGCUGUCUGAUACAGCCAUACCCGGCUACAUGCCCGUGUAUAAGUCCAGUCCAGUGGUGUUUGAAUGUGACCUCCACUGCCACACACAGGAGUUCAAAGCCAUGUCUGGAGACCACUGUCCUAAGGAAAUCCUCACAACACAGAAUUUUUCUCCAUCCCUAAAAUCAUGGGACGCCUGCAGUGGGACCGAGUCGUGUCUGGAAUCUGUUCCUCUGCCCCUGUUUCAAAGCUCACACUAUUAUUGUUGCAAAACGAGAAGAAAUACAGAGGCAGAAAGAGUCCCUGCUGACUCGUCUCACAGCACGCCACAGAGUGCUGGUGCUGACAGACUGGAUGUCACGUCCAAGCGAGACAGCGCUGGUUUUCUGUCCGAGGCGAAGGUGCUGUCACAGACUGAGCAGCCAGGAAAACAAUGCAGAGCAUCAGGGCUUAAAUCACUCACACACGAGGACUGGGCCACUAAACCCAACCCAAUCAAGAAUAGGAGGCUCUUACCUUUUUCUGUUGAGGCUUUGCUGAUGAGAUGAUAAGAAGAAGUAUUCGCUGUAGAAUCGACUUGGUUUUAUAGAUUUAGUGGUUUAUUUUUCUAGAAUUUUUUAUAGAGGAAACCAUGUUGCACGUGUUACUCUGAAACUGCAUAAUUAGGUUUAAUACAUUGUAAAAAUAUGCCUUAGGUUGUAUAUUGUGUGCUAGGUAAUUCUAAGUAUAUUUUUAUUUUUAUUUAUUUUAUUAUUAAUCGUGCAUUCAUACAACAGCUACAGCUUACAUUUACACCUAAGCUUUAUUUCCCCCUGAUUAUAUAAUAACCAUAUAUUUGUACUGGCUUAUAAAGAUACAUAAAAGUACUCUUUUGUAUAGUUUUAUUUUAAUUCAUGCACAGAGGAAGGUAUACCAUUAAGGCACAUGUACAGCAUAUAGUGAAAUGCAAACAGUAAUGUUCAUCUUUUAUGCAUUUAAACAGCAGGAGGAUCAUUUUAAUUGUGUGUGAUUAAAAAUGUUCGUCAGCGAAAAACCCUGGAUUUUUUUUUUACAGAAAUGACAAAUAAAGAUAAAAAGCCCUGA